AUGAGCUUGAUGUGUCUGCUAGACAUCCACUUGGAGGUGCCAACAGAUGAGCCAACCUCCCCCAAGAAGCCCAAGAGUGUUCUGGAGCCAGAGCCCAGUGAUGUGGAAGGUGGAGCCAUCUCUCUCCUGCCUUCUGAGUGGACCUCAGUGAGGAUCAGCCCUGGGGAGGACGUAGUUGGACAAGACAUGAUGGCUGUGUGUGUGCUGGUCAACAGUGAUGACAGCAGCUCUGAGGCAGAGCCAGACUGCAGUGGCAGCGAGGCCUCCAGUGCAGAGCCCCGUGAGGAAAGGCCCCGGCGGCCAGAGCCCCCACCCCUACCGCAGCCCCUCACCAGGCACAGCUCCCUGAGGGAGGCCCCGACCAGAGAAGUCUCUCCACACCGCCCUGAGGAGCCCCAAGCUGUGCAAGCUCUGCUCCGGGCCAAUAGCUUCCAGUCUGUAACUCCCAACAAAUACCAGAGCUGCAGAAGAAAAUUCCAGUCCAGUGGCAGCUUGACGGGCAGGCGUCCCUUCAAGCCCUGCCCAAGUUGUCCUGAAGCGGGCGGUGUCCCAGGGAAUGUCCUGGAUGUCUUCUCCCCACCUCAGGUGAUAGAUUACAACCUGCCCUCGCAGGUCUCAAGAGGUCACUUCAGCCCUUCUACCCCAAUCUUUCUGAGGCGCGCCAGAGCCCAGGCAGCACCCAAGGACAUGCACCUGUAUCUGCCUCAUGACCAAGUGCUGGAGCGGGCGGAGUACUGCAUGGUGAGGCCCCAGACACCCAGCCCUGCAGAGACGGCUUCUGAUGGGUGUCAGGAAACAGAGUCCCUUCUUGGGGAUGCCAGAAGCAUCCACAGAGGCCCACACCCCGCUGGAGGGAAGGACAGGUGCUUGCCAGACCAAGAGCUAUCCCCCGGGGCUGGAGAGGACCCAGGAGAAAGGAAAACAGAAUCCGGAAGGAGAGAGGAGGGUGGGUCACAGCUGACAGAGGGGAAAAGGCUGGGCUUGAAGAAGUUAGUCCUCACCCCGGAGCAGAAGACAAAGCUGCUGGACUGGAAUGACUCCCUCCCUGAGAGUGUGAGCCUGGAAGCUGGAGCACAACCUGCCCAGAAAAGUGCUGACAGUGGUCGACGAGGCCAUGUGCUGAAACCAGUCAGCCCCUUGCUGCUCCCCUGGACAGCGCGAGAGACCCCGCCAGCCCAGGGAAAGGCUCAGGAGAAGACGGGGACCCCAGCUGAACGGGCUCCAGGGGAGCCAAGCGUCCCUCCACCCAAGUCCCCACUUCGGCUCAUAGCAAAUGCCAUCCGAAGGUCCCUGGAGCCCAUCCUCCCCAACUCCACCAAGCCAGAAUCAAAGCCCUUGCCCCCCACCCAGCCACACUCCUGCACUCCCUCGUUCAGCCUUCGAAAAACCAGCUCCGGUAAAGACUGCAGCCAGCAGUCCCCAGGGAGAGACAUGGCACGCAGGACCUCAGCCUUCUUCUCCUGGGGCUCCCCACCCGCCAGGGCUGCCCAGCCUCCGCACCCUCGCCUUCCUGACCCUGCCCUCCGUACCCACAGUUUGCCCAACCGGCCAUCCAAGGUGUUUCCUGCAUUAGUGUCCCCAUCCUGCCACAAGAUGGAAGAUGUCCCCACACUCCUUGAGAAAGUGAGUUUGCAGGAGACCUUCCCAGAUGCUUCCAGGGUUCCAAAGAGGAAGAUCUCACUCUUCUCCUCACUCAGACUCAAAGACAAAUCUUUUGAGAGUUUCUUCCAAGAAUCCAAACAAAGAAAGGACCUCCAGGACCUCUUUAGCAUCCGCAGGGGCAAAGGGGAGCCCGUGGACAGUGCCCAGCCCCUGGAGAAGCUGGCACAGCCUUUCACUAGCACCUGCCUGGAGCAGAGGGUCCAUCCUUCUCCAGACAAAGAUGCAAGUAAUUCUUCUGUUCCCAUUUCAGGUCCCAAACACACCCCUAUCCGAGUGCAGGUGACAGGGGCUGCCUCUUCUACCUCUUCCACCGGCUCCUCCUCUGGAGACGAAGAGUUUCAUCCCCAGCCUUCGUUGCAGUCAAAGGAGAGGGAGACACUUAGAAGAAGGAAGCUGGAGAACGCAAUAAAACAAAUGGUUAAGCAAGAAGAAUUGAAAAGACUUCAUAAAGCUCAGGCCAUCCAGAGGCAGCUGGAGGAGGUGGAGGAGCGGCAGAGGGCUUCUGAGAUCCAAGGCGUGAGGCUGGAGAAGGCGCUGAGGGGGGAAGCAGAUUCAGGCACACAAGAUGAAGCACAGCUUUUGCAGGAAUGGUUUAAGCUGGUUCUGGAGAAGAAUAAAUUAAUGCGAUAUGAGUCGGAGCUACUGAUCAUGGCCCAAGAAUUAGAACUGGAAGAUCAUCAAAGCAGACUGGAACAGACAUUAAGAGAAAAAAUGCUCAAGGAGGAGAGCCAGAAAGAUGAGAGCGAUCUGAACGAGGAGCAAGAAAUACUCAGCGAGAUGAUGCAAGUAAUUGAACAAAGGGACAGACUCGUGGACUCCUUAGAGGAACAGCGCAUAAAAGAAAAGGCUGAAGACCAGCACUUUGAAAGCUUCAUAUUCUCCAGGGGCUGUCAGCUGAGUAGGACGUGA
This is a messenger RNA of Puma concolor (puma), 2571 nucleotides long. NCBI's taxonomy places the organism in Eukaryota, Metazoa, Chordata, Mammalia, Carnivora, Felidae. The record is from RefSeq and is a predicted model, not a curated record.